Molecule: messenger RNA, 4366 nt
Organism: Drosophila navojoa
Lineage: Eukaryota; Metazoa; Arthropoda; Insecta; Diptera; Drosophilidae
Gene: wisp
Product: wispy
Biological process (GO): RNA 3'-end processing
Molecular function (GO): poly(A) RNA polymerase activity
Source: RefSeq, a predicted model, not a curated record
UUCUCAAAAAAAAAAGUUUUAAAAAAAAUUUAAUUAAAUUAAAUUAGUUUUACUUUAAAAGUAAGCGACAUUUGCCUUGAGUCAUUUUUUAUACACAAAACUCCAAGUGCAGUCGACAAAAGUUAUACUUAGGAUUCCUUCUAUGUAUGCGAGCCGAGCAGAAAUGAAAAUCUUUGCCACAAAUGUUGCUGUUGCCAGCGCAGCGGAAGCGAUUGCUGCGACAGGAUCAACACCCACAACACCGGCGCAACAACACCAACAGCAGCAGCAACAACAGCAGCGUGAAUAUCGCUGUGGCGCUCAAGUCAAGUACAACAAAUACAACAACAAGGCCAACAAUAUGCUGCGGCAGACCAAGUACAACAGUAGCAGCGGCAACAACAGCAACAAUAGCGGCAGCAGCAAUGCGGACAACAAACAUGCCAAGCGCCAGCAACAGCAGCAGUCACAGCAGCAACAGCAACAGCAGCAGCACUACAACAACAACAGCAACAUGCACAAUUUUUCACGCAAGAAAUACUUCGGCAAUAACAAUUACAACUGCAAUCAACAGCAGCAGCAACAACAAGCAACAACAGCAGCCGCAAAGCUCUCAAACAAUAAUAACAACAACAACAAUAAUAAUAAUGUAAUGAAAAAUCAAAACCUAAUUGAAGAGAACGUCUGCAAGAACCACAACGACAGCGACAACAACAAUAACAGCAACAACAACAAUAACAACAAUGCUGUCACAAAGUUGCAAACAAAAUCAAACAACGGCAACAUCAAGAAACGCAACUCCCUCUCAUCGUCAGCUGAAUCGAGCACAUCAUCUACAUUUUAUCACAACUGUUCCGAGUCCUCAAACUCAUCAACAACGAACAGUAACAGCAACAGUAACCCAAAUGAUGAUGAGCAGCGACAGCAGCCGCAAGCAACAUUAUCAACACCAACUGAAACAGCAACAACAAAAGCUGCAAAGCAACAGCCAGGAGCAACAGCAGCAGCAGAAGCAGCAGCAGCAGCAACAGCAAUAGUUAACGCAUUGCCCCAACAAUCGGACAACAGCAACAAGGCGACGCAAAGAUCUAAGCAACAGCCGCUGUGCUUCUGGAAGACGAGCUAUCCACAGCAACCGACGCUGCAGCAGAAGGAAUAUUUCACCCGCUUGCUACAGCAGCAGUUGGAGGCGGCGCUGGCCACACAAAAGGAAACGGAACUGGCCAUUGCAGCAGCAGCAGCUGCUGCUGCGACAACACCAGCAGCAGGGGGCGGAGGAGCGACAGCAGCAACAACUGAUCAGCAGCCGCAUUAUUAUCCGUAUUAUUGCUCGCAGCCCAAGCAGCUGACAAUAGCAUCAUUUCUGCAAAAGGAGUUGCUGCCCGAUGCGGACAACACCAACAGCAACAGCCAACAGCAGCAGCAGCAGCAUCAUCAACACCAACAUCAUCAGCAGCAACAGCAGCAGCAGCAGAACUACCAUCAUCAGCAGCAACAGUCGCAGCAGCAGCAGCAGCAACAACAGCAACACCCGCAUCAUGCACAGCAGCAACAUCAGAAUCACAUGCACAACACACACUUUCGGCGCAACAACAAGAAGCUGCACUACGGCAACAACAACAGCUGCACGCCAACAACAUCUGGUCAGAAAUCGAUUGAGAUUGUGAACGCCAGCAACUACAAUGGAGCACAUCAUCGUCGCAUACCGAAUGUUGCUGUUGCUGGCAAUGGCAAUCAUGUGGCCGGCAAGAAUGGCUACUAUCAGCUGCAUCAUCAUCAUCAGCAGCAGCAGCAACAUCAUCAUCACCAUCACCAUCAUUAUCAUCAUUCGCUAAUGCCGGGCAGCAAUACGCCCACAAGCGCCGAGCAUCAGAAUUUCUAUAAUCUGACCUAUGUGAAUGUUGAUUUGCCGGCAGCAACAAUGCCUGCGACAGCAACAGCAGCAGCAACAGCAACAGCAACAUCGACAGCUGCUGCUGGCAACAAUAUGCAGUUAAAGCCACAAGCAACCGAAACUCCGGCAGCAGUAACAGCAACGACUGCACCUGCAGCAGCAACUGUUGCAGCUGGCAGCAAUCAUAACAUGUUUCUGCAACCGCCGCCAACACUGCAGCUGGCCAUGCUUGGUCCGGGCAUAUUGUCGCCGGUGGCCUUGACGCCGGAUGCUAUUGCGACGACGCCAACCAAUAUGAUUAGCUGUGCACAAUUGGACGAGGCCAUCACAGCGGCCGCUGCCAGCAGUACGGGCAACAGCAACAGCAACAGCAACAUCAACAUCAACAGCAGCAGCAACAGCGGCAGCAACAACAAGAACGUCGAUUUAAACAGCGUAUUAAACGUGCCCAGUCCCACCUAUGCAGCGCUGCCUUUCAUGCUGCAUCAACAACAGCAACAGCAGCAACAGCAACAGCAACAGUUGUUCCCCAACAAAACACAACAGCAGCAGCAACAACAGCAACAACCGCAACACCAUCAGCAGCAACAACAGCUUUUCUUUAGCUUUGGCGAUGGUUAUAACGGUACUGCCUGGUCCCAUGCUAACUCGCCCUGCUAUCCGCCGGCCGUCUAUGGUCCAAGUCCGAGCAGCAUCUCGAGUGGCUCGGCCAACAAUCGCGUUCCGUCGCAUCGCGCCGUCUCGCCCGCCUCGUCCACGUGCUCGCUGGCCAGCGAGUCUCAAUGGAGCAGCAAUCGCAGUCGUCUAACAUCCGCAGAGCUGUUGUCCGUAUCGCCAACGCCGCUCACCUCGGCGGCUGGCUCGAAUCCCGGAAUUUCGACAGCCAGUCAACAGCAGUUGUCGCCCCAUAGCCUGCAUGGGAUGCUGCCGUUUGGCAUACCACCACCACCACCGCCACCAGCGCAAUCCGCUUCGGCAGCAGGAGCAGCGCCACCCCCAGCACCGCCGCCUCCACCACCCAAUCACAGUGGGCCAUAUCAGCACUAUUGCGGUCCCAACUGCGGCUGCGGCAGUGCAGCCAGCGCGUCCUGGCCAGCAUCCUGGUACGAGCUGAUAAUUCCGCCGGAUCGCUAUUUGGAUCACGCACGUAACGUAGAGCUGACCAUACAGCCCGAGCAGCUGCUGUGCCACAGCAAGUACGACAAUCUGUCGCUGGACAUCUGGAAACGAUUUCGCGGGGCGCAGCAGACGCACGCCAAGUUCAAGCUCAAGAUGCGCCUAUGGCGACAUCUGUUCAUCUGGAUAAACCAGCCGAUGUUCUCGCGCUAUCGCAUCUGCCUGGUGGGCUCCACGAUUACCGGCUUCGGAACGGACUCGUCGGACAUCGACAUGUGCCUGCUGCCAGAGCAUCAGACCCACCAACAGCAGCAGCACCACUACAACAACGAGCUGCGCGCCGAGGCGCUCAUGAUACUGAAUCUGUUCAAUGCCGUCCUCAAAGAAAUGGAAGCUUUUCAGGACUUCAAUUUGAUUGAAGCGCGUGUCCCGAUACUUCGCUUUAAAGAUCGCAUCAAUGGCAUCGAAGUCGAUCUCAACUAUAACAAUUCAGUGGGCAUUAAGAACACGUAUUUACUGCAAUUGUAUGCGCAGUUGGAUUGGCGCACUCGUCCGCUGGUGGUUAUAGUCAAGCUGUGGGCUCAAUAUCACGACAUCAACGAUGCCAAGCGCAUGACCGUGUCGAGCUACUCGCUGGUGCUGAUGGUGCUGCACUAUUUGCAGUACGGCUGUACUCCCCAUGUGCUGCCCUGCCUGCAAGCCCUGUAUCCGGAGAAGUUCAACUUGGGGCAGCAGGAUUGCCUCGACCUGGACCUGAUAGAGCCGAUCGAGCCGUAUCAGACGCACAAUACCCAAACUCUCGGCGAGCAUCUGCUCGGCUUCUUCAAGUACUACAGCAGCUUUGACUAUCGGAACAACGCUAUAUCCAUACGCACCGGCGGCGUUUUACCGGUGACCGCCUGCCGGCUGGCCAAGAGCCCCAAGAACGAUAUACAUCAGUGGAAGGAGCUGAAUAUUGAGGAGCCCUUCGAUCUGUCCAAUACGGCACGAUCGGUGUACGACCAAGCCACAUUCGAGCGCGUCAAGACAGUCUUUGUGGCCUCAGCACGCCGGCUGGAGCACACGCUAGAUCUGGCGUCCAUAUUCACGCCCAUUCAUUGUCAGCACCAUCAACGUAUCACGGCCAUGAAUCCGCAGGCGCUGCUGCACCACCAAACCCCACCUACCCAAAUCCACUGUCACAUCCACUCCCACACUCAUCCACACAACCAUCCACCCACCCACACACAUACCCACACACACACCCACCCAGUCAGCCAUCAGGCACAUCAGCUGCUGCACCCACGCAACCCUGGCGUAGCCUUUGCGCCGCCCCCCGCACACCUUGUCUGAUUGCCAUCUAUGGAAGAUUUGCGUCCAGGCACUUCCCUACCCACA